Molecule: messenger RNA, 441 nt
Organism: Mercurialis annua (annual mercury)
Lineage: Eukaryota; Viridiplantae; Streptophyta; Magnoliopsida; Malpighiales; Euphorbiaceae
Exons: 2
Coding region: 1-441 (146 amino acids)
Source: RefSeq, a predicted model, not a curated record
AUGAGGGAUGUUCUGAACAAUACUUUUAAAGGAGGAGCUUUGGUGUGGGAAGCACCACCUGUUGGGUGGUUGAAAAUUAAUGUGGAUGCUGCUUGUUUUGAUUCAGGAAUGGGGACGGGGUGUGAUGUUGUUGAACGAAACCAGACAGGUGCUUGGGUUUCUGCUUUUACGAAUAGAAAGGCAGAAUGUUUAUCUCCAAUUGUGGCUGAAGGUUGGGCUCUUAAGGAGGCUCUUUCUUGGAUCAAGAGUGUAAAAAAGCAGAAAGAUUGUGUUAGUUUGUUGAAUUCCUUGGUUGAUAUUAAGGUUAUUUUUGUUUAUCAUUUUGCGAAUUGUGUUGUUCAUAGUCUUGCUAGAGCCACGUAUUCCAUGACAGGACGAAAGGUAUGGGUGGAUAGUCCACCAUACUUUCUUACCGAUGUAUUACGCGCUGAUUAUCCUUAA